UUCAUUCCUGUUUUAAAGUCUUAAGAUAUCUUCACCCAAUCAGCAAGUAGAAAAAAUGUCAAACCCUAGCUUUCUUGAUUUCCAGUACAACCUCUCGAAGAGAAGUUUUCUGCGUAAGCCAACUAGGAUGUUCACUAGAGAGAGGCAGAACUCACGUUCGCUGCCUGUUUACCAACCUAGUGUUGAUGAACUAAAGAAAGUUUUUGAUAGAUUUGAUUCAAACAAAGAUGGCAAAAUUUCGCCAGAAGAGUACAAGGCUAUACUCAAAGCCAUGGGGAAGAAGAACCUCCUUACGAGGGAAGUUCAAAAGAUUUUCGAUGUGGCAGAUGCAGAUGGUGAUGGAUUCAUUGAUUUCAAUGAGUUUGUGGCAGUGCAGAAGAAGGAAGGCGGAGUUAAAACUACGGAUUUGCAGAGUGCCUUCCAUACUUUUGACAAGGAUGGCGAUGGAAGGAUCAGUGUGCAGGAAGUGUACGAGCUGCAGAAGGGACUCGGACAACGUUGCAGCCUUCAAGAUUGCAGGAAAAUGGUGAAGGCAGUGGAUGCAAAUGGAGAUGGUGUGAUUGAUUUGGAUGAAUUUGUGACUAUGAUGACUCGCACUAUGACACUUUGUUAGAAAUCCCUAAUUGAAGGCCUCUACUGGGAAUUCCAAGAUUAUCAGUCGUUACAGUUCACUUAGUUAUAUGUUCCCUGUAUAAAGUAAAAAUGUAAGGUUUCUGCAUGCUGGUGGCAUUAGUUCUCAUUACAGUUUGAUAUUUUAUGACAAGUCUAUACUUUCAUAUGAUUUAGGGUAUAAUCCAACAGGUUUUGCAACUAUUAAAAGUUCAAUAGCAUUGACAAGAUCAAAA
Molecule: messenger RNA, 845 nt
Organism: Solanum lycopersicum (tomato)
Lineage: Eukaryota; Viridiplantae; Streptophyta; Magnoliopsida; Solanales; Solanaceae
Product: calmodulin-like protein 30
Molecular function (GO): calcium ion binding
Source: RefSeq, a predicted model, not a curated record